Messenger RNA from Gossypium arboreum, 909 nucleotides. RefSeq lists its product as uncharacterized. The coding region runs from base 35 to 556 and encodes 173 amino acids. The record is from RefSeq and is a predicted model, not a curated record. The transcript is spliced from 2 exons. Lineage: Eukaryota; Viridiplantae; Streptophyta; Magnoliopsida; Malvales; Malvaceae.
AUCCUUUCCAGUUCAGAAAUUUCCAGUCUAGACGAUGUUUUUUAGAGGGUCCUCUGUACGGAGAAUUCGUUACCUGUUCUAUCUACACAGCCUAACAAUGUUCUUAUUAGUCACACUACCACAUCUGACUCGGGUAGACAACAAUACAAGAGUGGUGGCAACAAUAAGAGCAUGGGGUCGGGAUUCUACAAAUCUGAUAAGAACAUUGGAAUUUGUAGACAGGAGCAAGGAGAAAUUGUAUGUUUCUACUGUCAUAAACCAGGUCAUAUCAAGCUGGAUUGUAGGAAGCUAUAGUAUAAGAAAGCUCAAUUUGUUCAUAUUGAAUCUAGUUCUGAGACCUCUAAAAAGUCUGUUACAAUACCUGCGGAUGAAUGCCAGAAUGACUCAGCUUCAAGAAACUGUGAAACAGCCAUCCGAUCACAUUACAGCUCUUGUUGAGUCAAGUAAACUCAAUACAUGUCUUGUUUCCUCUUCUUCAAAAUGGGUCAUUAAUUCUGGUGCUACGGAUCACAUGACAGGAUCUCAUGACGAAGAAGAUUAUUGGUCAGGGACAUGAGUCUGAUGGUCUCCACAUUCUUGAUACCCAGAAACCAUAAUCUAUAGCUUGUGCUGGAACAGUCACUUCUUCUGAAGAACAUUGUCGAUUGGGUCAUCCUUCGCUUUCUAUGUUAAAGAAACUUUGUCCUCAGUUUUCCAACCUUACUUCUUUAGAGUGUAAGUCUUGUCAAUUUGCUAAACAUCGUCAUCUUUGUUCUAGUCCUAGAGUCAAUAAGCAAGCCACUGCUCCCUUUGAGUUAGUACAAUAUGAUGUUUGGGGUCCUUGUCCAGUUACAUCUAAAUUGGUUUUAGAUAUUUUGUUACAUUUGUUGAUGAUUAUUCUAGAAUGACAUGGCUUUAUUUGAUGAAAAA